Carica papaya (papaya) is the source of this 1906-nucleotide messenger RNA. NCBI's taxonomy places the organism in Eukaryota, Viridiplantae, Streptophyta, Magnoliopsida, Brassicales, Caricaceae. The record is from RefSeq and is a predicted model, not a curated record.
CCAGACCAACCAUCGUCUGAUUGCCACUGAAUUCUCCGGUCAUCCAAACUUACGGUUAGGAUCGGGAUCAGAAAAAGAAGGUACACCGUACUCCCUUUUCCAUCUGAUCCUUGCCCGGGAACCCGCGCCAAUUUCGAAAGUUUAUUUUAUUUUCUCCACUAUAAAAAUCGGAAAUUUUUAUAUAUCAAAAAAAUAAACACAGUGGACAGAGAAAGACAGAGAGAGAUUGGAGAAGAAGGAUUUCAUUGAUGAAGAGGAAAGCCCUAAAGAAAAGCUAUAGGAAGGGGGCGAAGAGCAAAAUGAAAGGGACAUUAGGGAUGCAUUUGCAGGUCCAGCUAGGGCAAGUCUCUGCUAAUGGCUCCUCGUCAGCUUCUCUCCCCCAUCCUUUCUUGCAGAACCUUCUGGAGUCGGGCUCCUCGGACCCGCCCCCGCAGCCCUUCGCGACGGCUCUCGACUUUGAUGCUGAUGCCGAUGGUGAUGAGAAAGAUUUCAUUCUCAGUCAAGACUUCUUCUGCACUCCUGAUUAUAUCACCCCGGAUAAUCAAAAUUUGCAGAAUGUCCUCGAUUGCAACAAGGAAAAUAUCCCUUGUCCUAAAUCACCAGAGAAACUAAAUACUUUGAAAGGCAAGAGAUGUCCACAAGAUGGUAUUUCAAUAAAGCCUCUAAGUCCCAUCUUGUCUUGCCAUCAACAAAUAAUGGAACUAGAAGAAGAUUCUAUUGAUACAGCUGAAGUUAAGGUAGAAAAAGUAGCAGAGAACAAAAAAAAGAGGAGUCAAAAUUAUGUUUCACAGUCUGCAGUCGCAUUACGCUGUCGGGUUAUGCCCCCUCCUUGCAUCAAGAACCCCUAUCUAAAGGAUGGUUCAGAAAUGGAUGUAGACCCUUUUGGAAAUCAAAGGUCAAAAUGUUCAGGUUUCUUCUCUGCAAUUAUGGGUGGAGAAGGUCUUUCACGCUAUCACACAGAUUUUCAUGAAAUUGAGCAAAUUGGUGUUGGCAAUUUUAGUCGAGUCUUUAAAGUUUUGAAAAGAAUUGAUGGUUGCUUGUAUGCUGUUAAACAUACAACGAGGCAGUUGCAUCAGGACACUGACAGGAGGAAAGCUUUUAUGGAAGUUCAAGCUUUGGCGGCACUAGGGUCUCAUGAAAACAUCGUUACUUACUACUCUUCAUGGUUCGAGAAUGAGCAACUUUACAUUCAGCUAGAGCUCUGUGAUCAUAGCUUGGCCAAUAAAUCUACUCAAAUUUUCACCGAGGGAGAAGUGCUGGUAGUUGUGCAUCAGAUUGCUAAGGCAUUGCGGUUUAUGCAUGAGAAAGGAAAUGAGAUCUUUGAUCAUCUUGACAAGGUUGAUAUCUUUUCUUUGGGAGCAGCUGUUUAUGAGCUUAUUAGAGGUUCACCUUUGCCAGAAUCUGGACAUCCUUUUUUGAAUCUUAGGGAAGGAAAACUCCCACUUCUUCCUGGCCACACAUUGCAAUUCCAGAACUUGCUGAAGGCCAUGGUGGAUCCAGAUCCAGCACGACGACCUUCUGCCAAAGAAUUGGUGGCAAAUCCUAUCUUCGACAGGAUUCGACAAAAAUCCUAGACAAAAAUAUGAAUCAGCUUUGAAUGUUUUGAUUGGUAUUGGAAUUUUGUAGAUAACGACCGCUUAGGAACAGUUGCCUAGAGAAGAGAGCAGCUGGACAAUGGUAACUGAGCAAAUGAAGGUUUGCCCUUUCUUUUACUUAUUUAUGCACCAAUUCUUUUCCUCCAAAACAGAAUGGUGCAAGUUUUGUAAAUUUUGGAGAGAGAGGGGGAACCUCAAAUGAAAUGCUUCAAGAUGUAUUGCGGACUGGACGUAUCACACAUGCAACGCUGAGUUGUAUUACCAUGCAUUUUAUCAAGGUCUGAGAUAUAAUAUUUUGAUCUAUUUUACGA